AUGGCCAGCUCAAGUCAUUUGAUGACAGGAGGGGUGAUUGGAGGAGGAGGAGGUUUUGCACCACUUUUAUCUCACCUCACCAUGGAGACUGAGCUGCAAAAGCUUCUGGCUGAAGAGAAAACCAGAGCUGAAGAGCAUAAGAUAAAUUAUCAGAGGCUGAAGGUUGAGUACACAAGGCUUCAGGACAAAAUAAUGGAACUAGAGGCAGAGAAUAAAUCAACAAUUGAAGAAUCAAAAAUUGUCAAGGACAAGUACCUGGCCAUGUAUGAAGCUUGCAAGCGGGAACUUGCUGAAAAGAUUGCCGAAAUUGAAGAUAUGAAAACACGGAUGAUCUCUGCUUCCCGUUUAGAACUCAUUAAAGGAGAAAUAGCCAAUGAACUAGAAAAGACAUUCAAAGAAAAGUCAAAGAAGCAGGAGGCAGAAGUUGAGGAAUACAGACUGGCUGUGAAUAAACUACGAUAUGAGCUGUCAUUUCUGAAGGCUGAAUAUGAGCAUGAGCAGGAGGAGCAUCGCAAGCAUUUGGAGGAUCUGGUUAAACAUCAUGACAUUGAGAUGAGCAACUUGCGCCAAGACCGUGACUCAACCAUUGCCAGGGUUCAGGCGGAAACAGGUCAGGAUAAACAGAAAGUGAUGGUACUGCAGCGGGACAAUGUUCAGUUACAUAUACAGGCUGAACGAGAAUCCUUAAAAAGACAGCUUGAGAAUCUGCAGCGAGAGCUGGUUGCUAUGGCAGCCGAGAACACAAGUCUCAAGGGAGAUAUUCAUGAAUUGGAAAAGAAGAAUACCAUAUUGAAAGGCCAUGCUGAGGAGGUUAACCACAGGUCAAAGGUUGAUGUGUAUGACCUGAAAAUGGAAAUGUUAAAGCAAAGGAGAGAAGUGGAAAAAGAAAGGGAUAUGCUGAAGAAUAUGGUAGAAGAUUUGAAAAGCCAGUUGGAUAUUGCCGAUUCCAAGGUGGGAAAACUGCAGCAGAUGCUUGAGGAUAAGGAAAGAGAGAUAGUUCAUCGAGUACAGGCAGCUCAUGAAGAGGAGUUUUCUAAGAUGACUAAAGUAGAGAGUGAGAAGUUUGAACUUGAAACCAAACUACAAGAACUUGAAAGACGGCGUAUUGAUGAUGACAGCCGCCAUCACAAGAACUGGAAAAAAACGAGGAGAGGCUUAAUCAAGCAAAUGCAGCCAGAGAAGAGGCAGAGCGAGAGCUGUUUUACUCGCCUAAGUCACAUGGAGAACUUGCAGUCUGAGCUGGAGAGAGAACGAUCAGAAAACUCCAGUCUGAAGACACAAGUCCAUAGACUGGAAUCAGAACUGAUGAGUUUUCGUGGUGCUGAGAAUGAACUGGCUGACUCCAAUAUACAGGAACUCAAGAUGGCUGUCUCACAGCUAGACAAACUCAGGAAUGAACAGGAG
Messenger RNA from Candidula unifasciata, 1404 nucleotides. NCBI's taxonomy places the organism in Eukaryota, Metazoa, Mollusca, Gastropoda, Stylommatophora, Geomitridae. The record is from the annotation of a GenBank genome assembly.